Trachymyrmex cornetzi is the source of this 634-nucleotide messenger RNA. RefSeq lists its product as uncharacterized. The transcript is spliced from 3 exons. The record is from RefSeq and is a predicted model, not a curated record. The coding region runs from base 1 to 567 and encodes 188 amino acids. NCBI's taxonomy places the organism in Eukaryota, Metazoa, Arthropoda, Insecta, Hymenoptera, Formicidae.
AUGUGGCCACAUAUGUUUAAUGAACUUUUAACUCGAGUUCGUCCGUUUUUGGAGAAAAGUGGUCCACGGCGUCCACACUCUGUACAACUGAAGUUGGCUCUAACUUUAUCGUUUCUUGCACAUGGUGAUAGUGUAAAUUCCAAAGCGUGGGAAUUUCGUAUUGGACGCUCCACUGUAUAUGCCAUUAUUCACGAAGUCUGUCGUGCAUUGUGGCAGGCACUUCAACCAAUAGUUCUUCCCGAACUUGAUGAACUGAAAUGGUCUGAAGUUGCUGAAGAUUUCUUCGAGAAGUGGCAGUUUCCUAAUUGUGUGGGAGCUCUUGAUGGAAAGCACAUUAGAAUUGAAGCUCCAACUCAUUCAGGAAGUCAAUUUUUUAAUUAUAAGAAGUACUUCAGCAUUGUUCUUUUGGCAAUAUGUGAUGCAAAUCAUAAAUUUGUGUGGGUGGACAUUGGGCAAUGUGGAGGUAUCAGCGACAGCGGUGUAUGGAGUAAUACUGAAUUGGCAGCCAGAGUGCGAGAAAAACUGCUGAAAUUCCUGGUCUUCGAUAUCUCCCAGGGACAGCAAUAAAAACCAAUCAUGUAUUUGUAGGCGAUGAAAUAUUCCCUCUUGAUCUGCAUAUAUUAAAACCUUAUAG